Sceloporus undulatus (fence lizard) is the source of this 5164-nucleotide messenger RNA. RefSeq names its product toll-like receptor 2 type-2. Gene Ontology annotation, biological process: inflammatory response; toll-like receptor signaling pathway; immune response. Gene Ontology annotation, cellular component: membrane. Lineage: Eukaryota; Metazoa; Chordata; Lepidosauria; Squamata; Phrynosomatidae. The record is from RefSeq and is a predicted model, not a curated record. Gene Ontology annotation, molecular function: transmembrane signaling receptor activity; triacyl lipopeptide binding; protein binding.
GUGGCUCUGCCCAGAAGGGUUGCUCAGGAUGGAGUCUGCAUAGGCACCCUCUAAACGCGGGUGGAAAGCGGGUUUGCUCCAGACUCCCGUCUUUUUCUUCCAGCUCUUCCGUCUGGUCUGAAGUCAGAGGUUGACUUUGACGAAUGGGAGAUGGUCAAGUCGGCCUGACAUCAGCAGCUCAGGUCUUGCAAAUUCAGGGCCAACUCUCCUGUAAGAUAAUCAUGAUUCUAACUUGGAAGCUUUGGUUCAUCUCUGUUGCUGGAGCUGUGAGUCUUUCAGCCCAAGAGAACUGUCUGUUUGAGGCUGCUACUCAUUUUUGGAACUGUUCUUCGAAGGCUUUCAGUGCAGUUCCAUCUGGUCUAACAGGUGAUGUCUUGGGUCUGGAUUUGGCCUUCAAUAGGAUUGAGCAAGUAAGAAAAGCAGACCUGAAGUUUGCAGUCAAUCUCCAGAUUCUUCUGCUCCAGUCUAAUCUAAUCCAAACAAUAGAGGAGGAUGCUUUUCACACUCUUGCAAGGCUGGAGCAUUUGGAUUUAUCAAAGAAUAAGCUGACUCGCUUGUCACCCUCUUGGUUUGGAUCCCUUUCUUCCUUACAGAAGUUGAACAUUAAAGGGAACUACUAUUCGGAACUUGGGGUAACCCCACUGUUUUCUGGCCUAAAAGGUUUGAGGUUUCUUUACUUGGGAAAUGUUGCUCAUUUUUCUACUUUACGGAGACAAGACUUGGAAGGCAUUUCUACACUUGAAGAACUGGAGAUAGAAGGACUAAACCUCAACCAAUAUGAGCCAGGAAGUCUUCAAUCAAUUGAGCUCAUAAAUCACCUUAUUUUGAAUGAUCCCUCCGUUACUUCUUUGCUUUUGCUUUUACAUGAUACAAGAAAUUCUGUUGUAUUCCUUGAACUUCAAAAUGUUCAAAACUUAACAUUCUUCCUCUCACUUGAUCAUGAGGUUGCAAUGGUCACCCAGAAAUUUGUUUUCAGAAAUAUUGCUUUCACAGAUAGCAGUAUUGCUCAUCUUCUACGUUUUUUAGCCCGUAUGGGUCAUCUCCGUGAGAUACAGCUCUUGGACUCCAAAUUACAGGGUACUGGACAUUUUGGGAAUAUUCAGAACCUUUCAAGUUCCGUACAUGCAAUCACAAUUAAAAAUAUAUCAGUUAAUGCAUUUUAUGCAUUUUCUGAUUUGUCUAGUGUAAUGUAUUUGUUGGAGAACAUUACUAGUCUCACAGUUGAAAAUGCAAACGUUUACCUGGUACCAUGCCUUAUUGGAAAACAUUUCAGUUCACUGCAGUAUCUUGAUCUCACGGAUAAUUUGCUCAUAGAUCCAGCUUUAGAUCAUUCAUUGUGCCAGGGGGCCUGGCCAAAACUGCAGACUUUAAAUGUGAGUCAGAAUUCUCUGAAACAGCUUGAGGUAGUAUCACGAAGUGCAGCUCGUAUGGUAAAUCUGUGUAACUUAGAUAUAAGUCAGAAUAACUUUGAAACAAUGCCAGACAUCUGUGAGUGGCCAAAAAAUCUGAAAUAUUUAAACAUCUCAGGCUCUAAAGUGAACAAACUCACAGAGUGCAUCCCUCAAAGUCUGGAGGUGCUGGAUGUUAGCAAUAAUAACCUCCAAGACUUUAGACUGAGCCUUCCACAUCUCCAAGAGCUUUACCUCCAAAACAACAAAUUAAUAGCCCUCCCACUUGCUAUCUUCAUCCCCAGCAUCAGGAUUUUGAACAUUCGAGGAAACAAAGUAUUUGGCUUCUCUGAGCAAGAACUUGAAAACUUUGCCAACCUGCAGACAUUGGAUGCCGGUUCCAACAGUUUCCAGUGCACAUGUGAAUUUCUCUCUUUCAUGCAGUCUCAACCAGAAAAAUCUGACAUCUUUGUGGAGUGGCCAAAUAACUACAUUUGUGAUGCUCCUGAUUAUGUAAGAGGUAAAGAAGUGGGAGUUGCCCAGCUACACCUGACAGACUGUCACCUGGUUUUAGUGAUUUCCUUGAUCUGUUGCUUGAUGAUUGUGACCAUCCUGAUGGUAGCAGUUCUUUGUUACAGGUUUCAUGCCAUCUGGUAUAUGAAAAUGAUCUGGGCCUGGCUUCAAGCAAAACACAAGCCCCAAAGAGCCCCUAGUAAAGACACUGAUUAUGAUGCCUUUGUUUCCUACAGCGAGCAGGACUCUGAGUGGGUGGAGAAUGUCAUGGUGAGCAAGCUGGAGCAAGCCCAUCCACCAUUUAAGCUCUGUCUACACAAAAGGGAUUUUAUGCCUGGCAAAUGGAUUGUGGACAACAUUAUUGACUCGAUUGAGAGGAGUUCCAAAACUCUGUUUGUGCUGUCGCAGCACUUUGUCCAGAGUGAGUGGUGCAAGUAUGAACUUGAUUUCUCUCAUUUCCGCCUUUUUGAUGAGAAUAACGACUCUGCGAUUUUGAUCCUCCUGGAACCCAUUCCUGCAGAAACAGUUCCCAAAAGGUUUUGCCACCUGGAGAGGAAACUGAUGAAUACCAAAACCUACCUGGAAUGGCCAAGAGACGAAGAUCAGCAACCAAUAUUUUGGUUUAAUUUGAAAACUGCCAUAAAAUUCUAGGAGGAAAUGUAAAACUUUUAAGAAUCUUAACAUUGUGCCAAGAAUAGAUCCAUUCCAGUCUAGGCCAGGCCAGCAUUAAAUAUAUGUUUACCUGGCCCUGUAGUAGCCACCCAAACCAGUUUGAUUAUGCUCUGGCCUGCUUUCUCUUACAUGAAGGCAUUGAUAAGAUUUAUCAUACAUUUGCCUGUAGCUCUUCAUGUACAAUUACAUCUUGGCAGCUGUCAAACCCCAGAAGGUGCCCUUGGUUACUGGGAGGUGGGAGAGCCCAUUGUCCAGCCUAUGGAAAUAUUGUAACAAUAACAUUGAAAAGAGAAAAAAGCAAAAAUAUUAUAAAUAAUAUUUUUCUUAGUUUCUGUUCAAAAGUGACAAUGUGUAUAACAAAAAGAUCCUGUCCAUGCUUUAACACUUCUUCUCUAGCAACAAUGCCAUUAUAGUCACAAACAUUAUUAACCAAAGACAUAUUCAACAUUUCAUGAAAAAAAUAUAAAUGUAUGUGGAUCAUAUCAAAAUCCAUAAUUUUGGUCAACAAACCUGUCUUCAAUUUAUACAUGAAAUCAACUUAUAGUUGAGUAUAUAUAUGGUAGUUAAAAUAUCUGCUAUCUUCUCAUCAGUAGGACAAUAUUAAAUAUUAGUCAUUCCCUUUUGAUACAAAUCCUUUACUAACUGACAUUUUAAUCCAGCAGUUUUACUUCUAGGCUUUGUACUUUUCACUUUACAUAUUGUAAUUCAAGCUUGAUUAUCUUCAAACAUUACAAUAGGUUUGAUUCACCAAAGUCAUUUAACACAUGAAAGAUCCAUUCCAGUUCAUCACAUGCUCUUGCUGCUGAUAUACAUUUGGCUUCUGCUGAUGAUUGAGCUACAAUAUUCUGUCUUCUCCUGGUCCAACAGUCUGUUGAAUGUUCUCCCCAACUAGCCUCAAUAUAUAUCUAGGGUUUUAGUAAUAGCAAUAGCAAAAGCAAGUACAUUUCUUUACUGCUUAUCAGUGCACUUAAGCAUUCCCUAAGCAGUAUACAAUGUGUAAGCUAAUUGCCCCCAACAAGCUGUGUACUCAUUUUAGUGACCUAUGAAGGAUGCCAAGCUGAGUCGACCCUGAAGCCCUGGAAUUGAACUCACAACCUUGUGGCUGUGAAUGGCUGCAGUACAGGCAUUGUCUCCUUAUAGCACACCAGUCAUGAUGGUUUGGUGAACUUGUUUUCUACUCAGAAUAUUAACAGCUACUGCAGUACCAGGUCUUGCAGUUUUACUCAAAUAAAGCAGUUUCCCUCAUUAAUCCCUUCAGUUUCCAUCCCAAGAUAAUAUCUUAUUUAUCCAUACUGCUUAAUUUCUAUUUCCACUUUGAAUUUAUUAGCCAUCUCUUCAAUAUUCUCCCUGUAAUGGCAACAUAUCAGUAAAUCAUUGACAUAAGUCAGAACGUAUUGGUACUGUCCAUUCUUAAGUCUCAUACAUAAGCAAAUUUCAGUCUUUCCUUGUUUAAAUCCUUGUUGAUAUAAAAGAUUUGCCAGUUUGUCAUAACAACUGGAUUUCACACCUUUCUUUUGCUUUACCACAUUUAACAGCAUUAAUUCCACAUUCUGUCAAUUUUUCAAUACUUUGCACAUUUCUAUUCCCAUCUUCACAUGCCAUGAAUGAAGACGGUUUUUAUGAUUACAAACAUUUUUCUGGUUUGAUGUACAGACUUUCCCACAUUUCCUACAAUAUCAUCAUUAACAUCAAUAAUAUAGUGAAACCCAUCCUUUUCACCAACCUUAACUACAAGGCCAGUGCUAUCUGAUAAUUUUUCCUGAGUCACCGUUAAGUAUUACAGUAUAAUCCUUCUUUACAAUCAUUUUAGUACCAAUCAAAUUAUUUGAAGCUUCAGGGACAAAAGCAACAUUUGUUAAUGUAGGAUUUACUACUUCAUUUUAAAAAUGAGAACUCAUAAAGGCAUAGUUCCAGUUCCAAGCAUAUUUAAUCUUUGCUGGUUUGCUUGUAAUAUCUCUGGUCUAUUUUCUGUGCCAGGCCCAUUAAAACUUUAUCUAAAUCAACAAAUGUAAAUAAAACUACCACUACCAAAGAGAAAAUGCCCUCUAUCAUUUACAUCCUGAUGAUCAGAUAUCUGAAAGACUUAAUUAUUCUUAUGAGGAUUUAUAUUAUUAUUAAAUCUUUGGCUAUACCUAUUAUCCAACCAUUUACCAAUUUGUGUGAAAUUUCUAUAACUAUUAAAUAUGAAGAGGGGAUGUCUGCUUUCAAGAAACUACUAUGCACAGAUAAUAAUCACUUAAAUAGUAAAAUGUAUAAAUUGUUAUCAAACUUUAAUAUGGAAGAACAGGCAAAAGAUUGCAUGGUUAGUAGGAUGAUAGGUUUAGGUCAUACCAUACAAGUGAAUCAAUGGAAAGAUGUCUACAUUAAUGGGUUAAAAUUUACUUUUUGUUAUAGUCUUAAGUAAAUUUAUAUAACAUGAUAUUUAUGUGGUAUAUGAUCCCAGUUAAAUUAGCAAAACUAUAUAAAGGCAUGAGUAAAACCGUUGGAAAUGUAAAAAAAAAUUAGGAUCAUUCUUUCUGGAAAUGUAAAAGAGCAAGCAAGUUUUGGUUCAAAAUUAAUAAAAGGAUGCAAAAAUAAAAAUAAUACCAGAA